AUGGCUGGUAUCUUCCACAGUAUCAUUAACUGCGAGCUUUAUCUAUCCCAUGUAGGACCCAAGACUUCCUUGCACAUGAAUAUUUACUUGGCUAUGACUAGUACUUUUGAAAUCCUAAUCUAUGCUCCAAAUAUCGCUGAGGGUAAUGCAACCGAUCACUACUACGGACUGACGACCUGUCCUGGCACCAAAAGUAAUACAUAG
Molecule: messenger RNA, 204 nt
Organism: Penicillium antarcticum
Lineage: Eukaryota; Fungi; Ascomycota; Eurotiomycetes; Eurotiales; Aspergillaceae
Exons: 1
Coding region: 1-204 (67 amino acids)
Source: RefSeq, a predicted model, not a curated record